AUGACGUUAAGCAAUGAUGUCGUCGUUCUUCCAGCACCAGCCGACGACCAAACCUAUGUUACUAUAUCAGCCCUCGAAGGAGGCCAGCUUACGCUUCCCGAAAGACUCUUCGUCACAGAUGCCGACCCGGAGAGACGCGCAACAGUCCCUUCUCUCUCCUUUCUCAUCCGACAUGGUUCAUCCAAUCUCGUCUUUGAUCUCGGACUCAAACGCGAUUUUGGUGGCUACCGAGAAGCACAACAGCACCAUAUUGCUCAACGUCAGCCCACCAGUGUUAUCCCAGAUGCGGCCGAGAGUCUACGGAGGGGCGGUGUAGAUCCAAAAGAUGUGGAUACCGUAAUGCUAAGUCAUGUGCAUUGGGAUCAUGUUGGUACACCGAGUGAUUUUACCAAAGCGCGGUUCAUAGUCGGAAGUGGAACUAUGCAUCUUCUUGCGAAUGGAGGCGGGCCGCUGUACCCAGCUGAAAUAUUUAAUCCAGAUGAAUUACCUGCUGAUCGGACAAGCGAGUUACCUCCUGUUCGUGAGGAAGAAGCGCUACGGGCGUUCAAGACUCAGUUGGCAGAACUUGAGUGGAAGUCGUUAGCAGGCUUCCCUGCUACGAUAGACUUCUACGGAGACGGAUCACUAUACAUCAUCGAUGCGCCGGGCCACCUUUUCGGACACGUCAAUCUUCUCGCUCGUACAGGACCAAAGAAAUGGGUGUACCUUGGCGGCGAUUGCUGUCAUGAUCCGCGCAUUCUGGCUGGCGAGAAAGGUAUUGCGUUGUAUGAUGACGGGAAGGGCGGCUUAAGAAGUGUACAUGCUGAUACCGAUGCAGCAGCGGCUACUGUAGCAAAGAUCGCCAGGUUCUUGAAGCAAGGCAAUAUUAAACAAGAAGGCGAUGAAGACGUAGAAGUGGAGAUUGUGGUGGCGCACGACAGUGGUUGGGCGGAAGCGAACAAGACGAGAUUCUUACCAGGACACCUGUAG
Alternaria atra is the source of this 969-nucleotide messenger RNA. RefSeq lists its product as uncharacterized. Bases 1 to 969 code for a protein of 322 amino acids. The transcript has a single exon. Lineage: Eukaryota; Fungi; Ascomycota; Dothideomycetes; Pleosporales; Pleosporaceae. The record is from RefSeq and is a predicted model, not a curated record.